Molecule: messenger RNA, 1179 nt
Organism: Humulus lupulus (European hop)
Lineage: Eukaryota; Viridiplantae; Streptophyta; Magnoliopsida; Rosales; Cannabaceae
Exons: 1
Coding region: 1-1179 (392 amino acids)
Source: RefSeq, a predicted model, not a curated record
AUGGGGAGAAAAUGCCUGCGUCAGGGGGAUCCUAUGUCCCCUAUUCUCUUUGUGCUUAUUAUGGAAUACAUGACUAGAAGUUUACAAUUGGCUUCCAGGUCUCCUUCCUUCCGGUUUCACCCUAUGUGUAAGAGCCUAAAGCUGGUGAACUUGUGUUUUGCUGACGACAUAAUUCUGUUCUGCAAAGGCUCUGUUGGGGCUGUUAGUGCUCUUAAGAUGGCUCUUGGGAAGUUUAGUGAGGCUUCUGGGUUAUCAAUAAAUGCCAAGAAAUCCCAGAUUUAUUUUGGAGGAGUUACUGCAGGGGAAAAAAGAGAAAUCUUUCAGGUCAUUAACCUUACAGAAGGGACCUUUCCCCUUCAUUAUCUUGGGGUCCCUUUAAGGCCAACCAAAUGGAAGCAUGUGGACUGUGAGUUCAUAAUCCACAAAAUGAGAACUAAGCUUUUCUCCUGGUUUAGUAAGCAUCUCUCCUAUGCUGGCCGACUGUUGCUUAUUCACACUGUUCUGUUUGGCUUGAGAAACUAUCGGAUGAAUGUGUUUAUUCUUCCUCAAAGCAUCAUCAAGGAGGUAGAGAAACUCUGUAGACAGUUCCUUUGGGGGGCCUCGGGGACUUAUAGUAAGCUUCACUUAGCUUCUUGGCAGCAGGUUUGUCUGCCCAAGGCUUUUGGAGGGCUUGGUCUCAGAGAUAGUGCGAGUUGGAAUAGAGCUCUGUUGGCUAAAUAUAUCUGGGCAGUUACCACUAAACAUGAUACUCUUUGGGUCAAGUGGAUUCAACAUGUCUAUCUGAAGGGGGCUGACUUUUGGAACUAUGUUUUGAAGCAGGAUUCCAGCUGGUAUUGGCGAAAACUUUGCCAUUUAAGGAGCAAAUUUAGUAAAGGAGAGGUGAUUGCUACUGGUUUAUCUGGGAAAUUCAAGCCUUCUAAACUGUAUAAUAGCUCUAUAAAUCAGCAUUUGGUGGCCUAUAAAAAUGCUAUCUGGAGUAGAUCUAUCCUCCCUAAGCAUAGGUUCCUGUUAUGGAUGGUGGUUAACUCUUUCCUCUUAACCAGAGAUAACUUGGCCAAAGUUAACAUUCAACUAUUAAACUCUCUCUGUCCAGUGUGUGAAGAUCAAUUAGAGAGCCAUCAGCAUCUGUUUUUUGAGUGCUAUUUGUCCAAGAGUGUUCUAUCUUAUAUCUUUUCCUAG